Molecule: messenger RNA, 2648 nt
Organism: Alosa sapidissima (American shad)
Lineage: Eukaryota; Metazoa; Chordata; Actinopteri; Clupeiformes; Clupeidae
Exons: 12
Coding region: 525-1871 (448 amino acids)
Molecular function (GO): GTPase activity; GTP binding
Source: RefSeq, a predicted model, not a curated record
CGGUCCUGGGGUGACACUACCUUUUAGUUGACAGCUGAACAUGCCAGUUUUCUGACCCUAUGCUGCACUCGCACCCAAGGCUCUGGAUGAAAUUACAAACAUUGAAGGGGUUGACGAUUUCCCCAAGCGAUUUGGCAUUGUUGUGUCUGUUUGUUUUGGGGUCGGAACACAGUGCAGCUUUUCUUUUUAACAAGUCUGAAUCAAGUCAUUCAACUGUGGCCAAAAUUCAACAUGUCUCUUCUGGAUCAGCUGAUCAGCAGUCUCCGGUAUGCCGUCUCGCACCGACUAGCCUACACUUCUGCUCCAAGCCAAACGGAACACAUUUCCCAAGGGGCUUUGCGAACAUCCGUUGACGUGGCCGACGUUGCACAGCAAACCGGGUGGAUUUAAACUUUGGCAGGAGCGGAGCGGAGCGGAGCAUUGGCUCUUGUUGCAACAUAUGUUUGACUUUAUUUUGUGUUUAUUUAAUCUUAUUUAACACUAGGUUAUUUGUUAGAAGUUUUGUGUUUUCUACCGGUUUUGCGAUGUCGGGUAAAACUAAGAGCAGGAGCGCGGCUAACGCCGACUCGAGUACCGUGUCGUGUGAUGAGCGCAUCCUACGGGACUGUCAUCAGAUCUACAUCGAUGGCGACAGCGGGUUGAUCGCUAUCGCCCAGUCCGUCGGGGUCACUCUGCUGCCUCCCCGGAAGAAGAUCACGGUGAUGUUGAUGGGAAACCAUUCGGCCGGAAAGAGCUCCUUCAUCAACUGGUAUGUGGAAGAGCACAUCCAGAGGACUGGGGUUGCCAUAGAGACUCAAGGCUUCAGCUUCGUCACCAGUGGCCGCAAGAGGGAAUCUCUCACGGGUAAUGCCACACUUCAUCUCUAUCCCCACUUCAAGCCCCUGCAGGAGUUUAAAGGUGUAUCUGAGUAUCUGGCGACGGAGAUUUGCACGUCUCGUCAGAAGCGCUUCAGUCUGGUGACGUUUGUGGACUCGCCGGGACUCGUCGACGGUGACAUGAAGUACCCCUUCGAUGUGGACCAGGCUAUCCUCUGGCUAGGGGAGUUGUGUGACCUGAUCCUGGUGUUCUUCGACCCGAUGGGUCAGGCGCUAUGCAAGCGGACGCUCAACAUUGUGGAGAACUUGAAUGAGAAGCACGGCGAAAAACUGCGCUUCUACCUGAGCAAGGCCGACGAGGCCGGAGGGGAGUCCGACAGACAGAGGGUGAUGAUGCAGAUUGUUCAGGAACUCUGCAAGAGGCCAGGGCUCAACAAGUGUGGCUUUGACAUGCCUACAAUAUACAUCCCCAACCCCAACAAGCCCAGUCGAUGUGUGAACCAGAUUGAGGAGGUGUGUCGCACCGUUGAGAGGACCAUCAACCAGACGGUCCAGAACACACUCAACUCCCUGGAGAAGGACUGUGAGCUCAUCACUGAGGCCAUUACAGACACACUCAAUAACGACAAGCAGUGCAGUGUUGAGAACAGGCGUGCGCGCUGUAAGGGGUGUGUGUUCGGUCUGCUGGGCUUCACGGUUCCGCUGCUGCUGCUGGUCGCACUGGUCAUAGGGAGCCUCUCCAAAGAGGUGCUGGACAUCGCGCUCGGACCGGACGGAACACGCGCCCUCGCGCACCACCUGACUCCAGUGGUGAAGGUGUUUGAGUCGUUGUCGGUGGAGAUGCAGCUGUACGGGUGCGGAGCUCUGGUCUUCCUCUCCUUCCUCCUCCUCCUCAUCGCACGCUGCUCUUUCAGGACGAAGCCAACCCUGUCUGGCAGGCAGAAGAGGCAGCUGCAGGAGAAACUGGAGUAUGUGCAGGACGUGGUCAAAACCAAGAAGAAAAACCUGUAUGAGGAGUACCUACGUCAGAGCGUUGGGGAACAGGACAUGCACUGAGGAGGAAGAGGAGGAGAGGAGCGAGGGAGGAGGAAGAGGAGGAGUGACUGCACUUAACUGUUACUUCACUAAAUACUCAAGCACUUCAGCAGCCAAUCACGGUUUACUUACAGACACUGCUCUGCACCCGUCAGGCCACCUGGGAAAUGUAGUUUACUUGCUGAGGAUCUCUUUCUCUAGUCCUGUAUAAUAUGUUCUUAUGUUGGCAUAAGUGACCCUCUCUGCAUCACACCCUGGCCUGGCCCCGCCCACCAGGGGAUCUGGAGCUCCUGAUCAGGGUCUGAUCCCGCCGUCUGCCCCCUGAUCAGUACUCCAGCGUUUGGGUUCUAGGUCCUGAUCAGGGUCUGGUCCGUGCUAGAGUGGGUUCCCCCCCUCCCCUCCUCGUCUCUCUGUUACUGUAAACUCUUCCCAUAGUCCGAGCACCCACUGCCUACCUGUGCUACCGAUGAUUACCACUAGAGCGCGCUGUGUUUUUAGCAUUCUGUCAGUCUGUCUGUCUGUCUCCUCACUGCUCUUCCAAUGGGCCAGAGGCUCCUGCACCAGGCAGUAAGUGUUAACCUCAUCAUUAUCAUUUAGUCACAUUGGUCAUCAUGCUGCCCCGAUGACUUCCUGGUGCGGGAGACCUGUCGUCCUGUUGUAAUGUUGGUCAUGAAGGCUAAUGAACUGCAUUUUUGUACCGAUAUUUUUCCUACAACUUUUUUUAUUGAACCUCAGUUACUGUAGCCACGAUGGGUUCUGAUCAUUAACAUGCGAAAUAAAGUACUGAACAGCAACGUA